CGCGGUGAACGCGCACGACAGCUCGUUGCCGUCUUGCUGCUGUCGGUUGUCAGCGUACAGAUCAGCGGUAAAGACAUGGCUGCCCUCAGUAAAAUACCGCACAACUGCUACGAGAUCGGUCAUACAUGGAACCCUUCGUGCGUGCAGUCUGCUGUGGAUAUAACCAAGGGUGCUCUGGAAGUCUCCUUCAAAAUAUACGCCCCUCUUUACCUGAUAGCAGCAAUUCUAAGGAGGAGGAAGAAGGAUUACUAUUUAAAAAGGCUUGUCCCUGAGAUCCUAUGGUCUACCUCUUUCCUCACUGCCAAUGGAGGUCUCUACAUUGUUUUCUUCUGUAUUCUCAGGAAGCUUUUGGGUGGGUUUUACUCCUGGUCUGGUGGGUUUUUCUCAGCACUGCCUGCCUCCUAUAUUGCCAUCCUUGUGGAGCGCAAGAGCAGGAGAGGGCUGCUGACAAUAUACAUGGCAAAUCUUGCCACUGAGACUUUGUUCCGCAUGGCGGUAACACGAGGCAUCAUCAAACCCAUCAAACACGGCGAGGUGCUCUUGUUCUGCUUAACCGCAUCGCUCUACAUGUUCUUCUUCAGGAGUAAAGAUGGUCUCAAAGGCUUUGCAUUCUCUGCAUUAAAGUUCAUCAUUGGGAAAGAAGAGAUUCCCACUCACUCUCUCACAGCAGAACACACCUGCACAAGGCCCCUUGAGAGGACAGCUGCUAUAGAGACUGAGGAUUCACGGGUGUCUGCCGGGAGGCCCAGCUCUAAGAGGAAAACUCUGUUAGCCUACACCAGGGAACUGUUAGAAUCAAUAUGCAAAAAGGGUCCAAGACACAGAUGUUGUAAACAUUACCAAGACAACUGCAUUUCCUACUGUCUUAAAGGUUUUAUCAGGAUGUUCAGUGUUGGCUACCUGAUUCAGUGUUGUCUUAAAGUACCCUCAGCAUUCAGGCAGAUGUUCUCUAAACCCUCGCGACUCCCUUCACUCUUCUACAACAAAGAGAACUUCCAGCUAGGAGCCUUUCUAGGGUCUUUCGUCAGUAUCUACAAGGGAGCUAGCUGCUUGUUGCGAUGGUUGCGUAACAUUGAUGAUGAACUCCAUGCACUGAUUGCUGGUUUUCUGGCUGGCUUGUCCAUGUUCUUCUACAGAAGCACGACAAUAUCCAUGUAUCUCUUCACAAAGCUGGUGGAGACCAUGUACUUCAAGGGCAUUGAAGCUGGAAGAUUCCCCUACUUCCCUCAUGCAGACACAGUUCUGUAUGCCAUCUCCACUGCUAUCUGUUUCCAAGCCGCUGUGAUGGAAGUGCAGAACCUCAGGCCUGCGUACUGGAAGUUCCUGUUGCGUUUAACGAAGGGCAGGUUUGCUCUGAUGAACAGACAAGUGUUAGAUGUAUUUGGGACGCAGGCCUCCAGGGACUUUAAAGGAUUUGUGCCCAAACUGGACCCUUGUCACACCACAGUGCUUCCGCCAGGAGCCGACAUCCAGCUUGGUUGAUCUGGGACCAGGCUCUGGGAGGAGCUUUAGGGUUACCUCAACAGGAAAUGGACAGUUCUGGCUGUUCUUUCUGAGUAACUUAAGAUUUUUUUUUGUUUGAAAAGAUUAAACAGGUCAGAAGUGGCGAUAUCAUGUUAUGAGGCGGGAUAUGCUUUGGAGAAUGAGAAAACCUGAGAUCUGUCCGAAGCAGGGUGUCCAGUAUGGUGUUGCACAAGCACAUUGACUAACUAGGAUUGCAUGGAUGCAGGUAACUGGCAAAAUAAAUGAAACACAUAAUUUUGACAAAAAUUCAGUCAAACCAAAAAUUGGUUUAUUCGAAUGCAGCAACAUUCCUUUUAUCCUUUCAUGGUAAUGUUUCUUCAUUUUGCACAUUGCCUGUAGUUUGGUGAAGCUGACUGACUAAUCUUUUUUAAAUAUGAGUAGGCAGAGUGAUACCUGAUUUUGACUGAUUUAUGUGGACAACUAUGACAUAAUUACUCUCUGAUUGUUUUUGAAUGUGUACUUUUUUGAGAUGAUGGAUACAACUGAUGAUCUAUAUAAUUAUGUAGCCUUAUUAAAUAUUUUGUUUUUAUUAGACAGUGGCAGAUAUAUUUAAAUUGUGAUUGAUCUAUCUCAUGAAAAUAUGAUGUAAAACAUCAGCAUUUCAUUGAUUUGCAGUUGAGUAUUUUUUUCCUUUCAAAAUUUCUACCUUCAAACACACCAGGGUUUUUGUUUUUAAUGCCAUAGUCUGUAUAAAGAGAAGUGGACAUGACCAGUGUGAUGUCACUUCCUUUGUGGACUACCACAUUUUGGCCAUUGCCAUCUUGGUGCCAGGAGUUUUUUGGAGCCAGAAGCCAUAUUUGGAUGAGAGGGUGGAGCUGAGGAGGUACGAGAUGUGAAUCUCGCUGAGAACUUGGACACUGUGUAGGUCGCCGUGGUAGCAACUUAAACUUCAGCAGUGUCAGUCACAAAGUAGCCACGCACAAGCGUGCUCCGUGGGACGAUAAUUUAUAGAAUGAACAGCAAAUUGUACUGAAGACUUGAAACUAGUGAUUGAGGCCAUAAACUCAUUAGGAAACUGCUUACUGAGGUAAUAAAUCAAGUGAGAAGUGGGGUCAUUUUCACAUAAGCUUACAUACAGUUGGGCUACUUUGGAAAGAAGAGGAGUUGCUCCCCGCUGACCUUUAAAAAGAAUGCAGGUUUAAGGCACUUGAGCACGGGCUUCACUUUUCAGAGCCAGUGGCUACUAACACUUUUUUCAUACAGUUUAUACAGAACUUAUGACAGACAUGUUUACUGCAAUGGAGCUAGUCAUUUGUAUGCAUAAUGAAUAAGGUGAAAGAAUCAAGGACCGUGUCAGAUUUGGAUGUGAAUUUUGUGGAUAAGUGAAACCUUAGCAAACUGGAUUGGUAAUAUAUCAGUUUACAAGACUCUAAUUUAUAACUCAUCAGGUGGGGGAAAAUAUCAAUAAUUUCACCUUGAAGACACAAUAAAACCAAUUGUUUGUUUACUAGUAAACUGUACUGAGAUUACUAAUGUUGCACACAAUAAACCAGGUUAUUGGGUGAAAUCAUGUUAAGGAAGAAAAUCAGCAAAUGCAUUUACAGCACAUGCAGAUCACUAACCUAUAGAUUAUCAAUAACCAAUUUCUCCCGUAUUGUGUUUUUAAAGAGAUUGGUAUAUUUUAAGUGCAUUAAAUGUUGACUGUUGUUAAGGAAAUGUGUAGUCAUGUUAUGUUAUAGCCUAGAAACAUUUGUUCAGGGGUUGAAGAUGCAGUGAGAACAAUUUUUCCAUAUUACUACUACCACUGCUGCUACUACUACAUACUACUACUCUGUGUCUCUUCUGCCCGUGGUUUACAGUAAAUUACAUGUGUUCCCCCUAAUGCAGAAACCAUUUAAAUGUGAUAAGAAAAGGUUUGAUCAGAGAAUAUCAUCAUAUUUAGAAAGAGCCUUUAUGUGUUACAUGAACUACAUCACAGAACUGACACGAAACUGCAAAACAUAAGAGUCAAGACUUUGGAGGACUAAAUUUACACACAAUUUUCAAUUGUGCUUGUGAUUUUAUCUUUUUCAUUCUCUGGAGAUGUUUGGGUUAGAAAUCACUUCAGUUUUAAAUAUUUACUGAUACAGGUCAGACCCAGUUCAAAUUGAAUAUGUGACUGUUUCAUAUGAUUUACAAAAGAUUAUUUUGGCUGCUUGCAUUUUAAUCAAUACUUGCUGUCAGUUGAGCCCUGUUGCUUAAAAUCCACGUUGCUUGAGGUACUGUUUGCUGAAGAGUUUGUGUGUUGCAUUGAAGUAUUUGUCUGAGGACAACAAGGAAUGUGUUUCUGUGAAUAAAAUGCACACAGCUGA
Messenger RNA from Scatophagus argus, 3815 nucleotides. It is a transcript of the gene tmem135, whose product is annotated as transmembrane protein 135. The record is from RefSeq and is a predicted model, not a curated record. The transcript has 15 exons. Lineage: Eukaryota; Metazoa; Chordata; Actinopteri; Scatophagidae. Bases 76 to 1482 code for a protein of 468 amino acids.